AUGAGGCUGAUGUACACCCAAUACAAGCUAUUGGAUCUGGUGGAGGGGAAGGAGAAGAUGCCGGAGGCCGCGGAGCUGAAAGGAUCGUGGAUGAAGCGAUCGUUCGACGUGUACAUGCUCAUGGUGCAAGCGGUUGGCGAGCGACAACUUGACCACAUCAAGGACCUCUUGGGUGAUCCAGAGUGUGGCCCCAAUGCUUGGAGAAAGCUUUUGGAUGUGCCACCGACACAUGCUACCGGCAUCGUGAUACUGGCGCGGCGGCUGCGCGACAUCAAGUUCGUUGAUGGAGAUCAUGAUACGGCUGCCGGAGUCGUGAAUAUGGAGCGCUCGGAGGAGGGGGCUGGCUAUGGAGUUGGAGGUGGAAAGAGUGGCUUCAAGAAGAAGUGGAAGGGCAAAAAUAAGGACAACCCUAAGGAGGAUGGCGGCGGGGGUCAAGGGGAGGUGUGCUUCUACUAG
Messenger RNA from Closterium sp. NIES-65, 456 nucleotides. The record is from the annotation of a GenBank genome assembly. Lineage: Eukaryota; Viridiplantae; Streptophyta; Zygnematophyceae; Desmidiales; Closteriaceae.